AAGACGUCUAACUUAUCUGUGCGAAUUUACUUGUUUGCUACCCGUGAAGACCCGUUGUUUUAAACAUAUUUGUGGCGUGUCGAGUAGUGCCGUGUGCAAAGCAUUAACUCCGGUCCUGCACUUCCGCACAUUGUUGAAAUUUUUUUUCAAAAAAACUCAUUUCUUUUGUAGUAAUACCCGUUUUCACGAAGGUCAUUGUAUGAGUCAGAAGGCAGAAAAACCAGUCCUACAAGGUCAACGGAUAAAGACCAGAAAAAGGGAUGAAAAAGAAAAGUUCAGUCCUGCUCAAUUCCGUGACUCUGUUGUAAAAGGUUUAAACGACGCUGGCAAAGAUCUUGAUCAGGUAUCUAAGUUCCUUGAUGGGGGCAAACUCGACUAUAGGCGCUACUCAGAGACACUUUUUGACACACUUUUUGCUGGAGGUAUCUUAGCCCCUGGGGGUUUCUUGGUGGAAGAUGGAGCGGAGCGGGCGGAAUGUUGCGUGUUCCAGUCGGAGGACAGUGUCAAGGCUCUCAAGUUAUACAAUGAGAUGUUCUGCAAGCUGAUCCGCAGAUACAAAUACCUAGAAAAACCUCUUUGCGAUGAGGUGAAAAAAGUGCUCAUGUUCCUGAAGGGAUUUACUGAGGAGGAACGCAGCAAACUUGCAAAGAUCACGGGGAUAUUUCUGGCAAAUGGCUUCAUCCCAGCCACUGUGCUCAACAGCUUGUUAGAAGACCAACUAGUGAAACUAGGCUUGGCUCUUGACUUCACCACCAUUAUGUUCUCAACGUGGUUGGCGGAGAGGGAUAUAAACCACAUCUACAGUACGCUAAAGAGGGCCAACAUGGAGGGAAAACUGUUGCUUCUGUUCCCACUCAACAAGCGAACUCAGGAGAAUUUUGAGAAACACUUUAGUGCUGCUGGCCUGAAUGCCAUUUGUGACUACCAGAGGGCGCACCAGAGCUCUGAGGACAAAAAGGAAUUAAAGUCAGAACUUGAAGAAAUGAUCAAGAAUGAGGAGAAUUCCAGUGAAAUCAUACCGUUUGUCAAAGAUCAGAUGAAAAAGAACAACAUUGGGGAAUCUGAGGCUUGUGUACUGGUGUGGAAUACGAUAAUGAAUGCGGUAGAGUGGAACAAGAAAGAGGAGUUGGUAGCUGAGCAGGCUGUGAAACAUCUCCAGCUGUACGCACCCGUCCUUGCAGCUCUCACAAACUCCCACAAGUCUGAGCUUUCCCUCAUGUGUAAGGUCCAGAACUACUGCUUCAGCAACAUUCACCUCAUGAAGGUUUUCCAGCGUAUCAUUGUCCUGUUCUACCAUGCUGACGUCCUCAGUGAAGAUACAAUCAUUAAGUGGUACAAGGAGGCCCACACUAACAAGGGGAAGAGCGUCUUCCUUGAGCAGAUGAAAUCUUUUGUCGAAUGGCUUGAAAAUGCUGAGGAGGAAUCAGAUGAGGAAGAAGAUUAAUGGGGAAAUUCCUCAAUAUUUUCACGAAUAUUUGACAAUUUAUUUGAUGGAGAGACUGAAUCCUUGAAUAGAAAAAUGGCAUAAAUUUGACUAGAACUAGAUCAGUAGAUUUUAAUACCAACCAUGUAUUCACAAAAGCACGAAAAAGUAUAAAAUAAAAUAAAGGUGCAGAAUACUGUAAAUUGCAAGUUCAAAUAUAUAGAGAUGAAUAUUGUAUAAAAGGUUCCAUCUUUGAAGAUAUAAAGAAAUUGAACUUGAUAGUAUUUGUUUCAGAUUAAGUUGAUUCUGUAUCAUCGUUUAAAAGUAUUUGCUAGCUACUAUAUAAGAUAUGUCAAUUUUGGAUGAACUUUUUAUGUAGUGUAUUAUUUGCACAUGUUAAUCUAACAGUUACCUAGCACUUGACAACUGAUAGCUGCCUGCACCAUUUAUGUUUUUGUACCUCUGAUGGGCCUCUAAUUUCACAGAAAUUGUGUUUCUAGAUUUUGGCUAUUGCUAACAUUAUUUUUUAUUUUGAUAUAUUUGAUGUAUGAUAGAUAUGCAAUAAUACAACCUGUCACAGUUGAAUUGAGCACAUAUGUGGCUCUUAGAGCAGAGUAGGGCCAUCUGGAAGCACUGGGUCAAUAAAUGUGCCUGAAAGCAAGAAAUUCUGUGAAAUUGGAGGUACCGCAUUGUAAAUAUCAACAAUAUUGAUGUCUGUGUAUUUUGAUCUUUGUAAGAUCUCAAUUUCAAGGGAGAAUUGGAAUUAUGUAGAGAAAUAAUCAAUUUCAGGAAUAUAAUGGAGAAAAUAUUUUAUAUUGGAAUGUAUACCAAAAGUAAUAACAAUAAAAUACAUGAUAUUAAUGAAGAUGAAUCGUCUUCUUAUUUUCUUCUAGAGAUUGAUAUCAAAGCAUAUACUCUAGGAGCAAAGAAUAACAUUCUACUUAUAUUGUGUUUUCUUUCUUUUAGCGAGAUAAAUUGUGACUUAAAAAGGGUGAAAGCGCUGAAACCAGAACAAAUCGUGGAACUUUCCAUAUAUGACCAGACAAACUUGCUGGGUGUAAAAAUCAAUUGUGCCCAAAAUUUCCUCUAUUUUUCACUUUUGGCAAUUUUUACCCCCACUCGUAAAAUUUAUAGGGGUAGGCUUCAUGAACAUCCAUAAAAAUUUAGGAUUAUCAUUUAUUAGUAUCAAAAUUUCACCUUUUACCAUGAUACACAUGAUAAGAGAUGAGAUUCCAG
Owenia fusiformis is the source of this 2659-nucleotide messenger RNA. NCBI's taxonomy places the organism in Eukaryota, Metazoa, Annelida, Polychaeta, Sabellida, Oweniidae. The record is from the annotation of a GenBank genome assembly.